This is a messenger RNA of Leptonychotes weddellii (Weddell seal), 4509 nucleotides long. NCBI's taxonomy places the organism in Eukaryota, Metazoa, Chordata, Mammalia, Carnivora, Phocidae. The record is from RefSeq and is a predicted model, not a curated record.
UUAUGUUUACAAAGAAAUACUUCACUAUUUUUGGUAUUUAAUUUCAUGACAAUGGUUGGAUUAAGUUUGUUCUGGAUGUAUUCGAUGUUUUAAUGCCUGGAGAUUUUAGCUUCUCCAUCAGGGGCUGUUAUGAUGAUAUUUAUGGUUUGGAGAUACGAAACAUUUUUCAAACUGAUCAGGCUUCUGGAGAAUAUGUUUCGAUAGGCUCAUAAAUUGCAUUGUUCCCUGUGCAUAGUAAUGAGUUAGGUAUUUAGGAAUGGCAAAGUAACUGCUUUAAGUAUGAAGAGUAGGAGUUAUACAGGCAAGAUCAUAGUAACACAGUAACACAAAGUGCUUGGUACUGUGUGAGGCACAUCAAAAUUAUUUCUCAAGUUAACAGGGUUAUAGAGAUAAGACCAAAACGAGGUUGGAACUGCUUAAGCCACUAAUAUAUUUAUCAGUGAAGAGCAGUUGUUCCUUUUGGCUACCUCAGGAGCCAAGAUUCUUGGUUUAUAUUAAUACUAAUAUUUUUGAGACCUAUUAAAAAUUAUUGUUGAUUCUCAGAGUUCACAAUAUUCCCUGCUUAUUCCUAAUCUUCUUGCUUCAUUUGUAGAAUAUAAAUGGCAUUCGAACAGAGGAGGUGGCUGCCGUGACAAAGGGGCCAUCUACCAACCCUGACUCUGAAUGGGAUGGUCCCAAGCACUCAGUAAUUCCUAGUAAGAGCCAAAUGACCACCCCGUCGGAGUCUCCACAAAGCUUUGAGUUUGGCUCCCUCUCCAUAAGCAGCAAGGAGACAGAAGAGAAGGAGCAGGGGGCAGCUGGCUAUCUUGAUGUUAAGGAAAUGCCAAGAGGCCCAAGUGGGGAAUGUAUAGGAGUGGAGGAACAGGCCAGUGCCUUAAAGUUCUCAGUAUCACCAGCUUCCUCUCAGCUGCAACUUGGUGAAAAAAAGGCAGAGAGUAGUGAAGAAUAUGUUACACCAGCAGAGCCACUUGGAAAGCAAAAUGGAUCAUUUCAUGACUCUCGUGUGGGUAACCAGUUCCCCACCCUCAUUCGAAGUUUCCAGCCUCCCCUGGUGAAGACUCAGACCGUCACCAUCUCAGAUACUGCCAACGCUGUGAAAAGUGAAAUCCCAACCAAAGAUGUCCCUAUUGUUCACACUGAGACCAAGACCAUCACUUAUGAGGCUGCCCAGACCGAUGACAGCAAUGGGGACUUGGACCCGGGAGUCUUGCUGACAGCUCAGACCAUCACAUCUGAGACGACAAGCAGCACAACCACAACUCAGAUUACCAAGACUGUAAAAGGUGGGAUUUCAGAGACCCGGAUUGAGAAGAGAAUUGUGAUCACAGGAGAUGCCGAUAUUGACCAUGAUCAGGUCCUUGUACAGGCCAUCAAGGAGGCAAAGGAGCAGCACCCAGACAUGUCAGUGACCAAGGUGGUCGUCCAUCAGGAGACUGAAAUCUCUGAGGAAUGAGCUCAGGACCUAUCCUACCCCAACUCCCGGCCUGUCUCCCAUCCAAGAGAAAACCAGCAAAAUGAUAAAGAAGCUUACCUGCAAUAGUCAAGACAUCAGGCUUUCAAAAUUACUCUAAACCACCAGAAUAUUAAUUUCGUUUUCUAUUUGGAGUUUAUACCGAGAGAGUCUUCUAGACAUUGCUGAUUCUUUUAAUACCUUUUUCUAUAUUGUGAUACCAGAAAUUGUUCAACUUUUCACUCUAUGGACUGUUUUUAAAGAGCUUUUUGUUUUUUUAUGCGGUGGUUUGUAACCCCUUCAACCUAGUCUCUCCCCAUUUAUUUCCAACCCAGAUACUGACAGGUCUACAGAAUUCUUGAGGAAAUCCUCCAGAGACUCUGUCAGCUGUGUUGGGGGCCAAAGCCAGCUUAAUGGGGCUUCCCUGCUCCUCCCCUAGUUUUAUACCCUUUCGAUGUCAGCAGAAACUUCAUGAACCAGCCUUUUCUCAGAGCCAAUGAUCUGACUUUACCAAGUGAGGCAGGGCACCUGUCCUGAUCCACAGACCCCAGGGAGACAUCCCUGUCCUUCUGUUGAGGGUGGUUUUGGUGAGGCAGAGAUCUCUGCUAAGAAUGUAGUAUUGUUUUUCCUUCUUUCCUCCUGUUCUUUCUUUUUGGAGCUUCGUUAGAUCAAAGACAUAAGAAGUUGUUUCAGAUAUAUCUGAUACUGUGAAUGUUUGAACAAAUCUGUGGCCUUCACCUUCCUGCCCUCCCUCCCCUUUUACCUCAUCAGAAGCAGUGGCUCUGCUAAGUUCUCCCCCCACCUCCCAUCUCAGGAGACCGAAACUCACACAAAAAUAGGCACUUUUGGCCAAAAGCUCUAAUGGCACAUUUUUAGUAGUGAUUUGGGCAAGGGAAGUUGAUGAAGUUUAAAAAAAAAAAAAAAAGGUUUUCUAGUUCUGGGAAUGUGCACUUCACACAGGGAAUGGCAGAGUUUACCUCAGUCAGAUCCCACUAAGAAGUGUUUCCAGGUGACUGACCCUGGGCCUUUUUCUUUAAUCGUGGGAUGACCGGAAAUGUGACUCAGAGAGGAGGUUGUGUUCCUUGACCCUUCUUCUCCUGACCAGUACCUGCCUGCAGACACUCUCCUGGAGCAACGGAAUUGACUUUUAGGCGCCAUCCUUCCCACAAAACCCCACACGACAGGGAGCACAAACACCAGCUCUCAUUCCCACUCACCAUCUGAGGUCUGUCGGGUGUUGUAGGCUUGAUUUUUGUGGUGGGUUGUGGGUUUAUUUUACUUCUAAUUUUUUUUUUUGCUUGGUUUUGAAAAUGGGACUGACUGAUGAGCCCAAUUCCACCAUUCCUGGUAGAUCUGGGGGCAUUUUUAUUCAAUAGUGCUUCUCUCAUCUUCCAGCUGGCUUCCCACAAACACAUCUGCCUGGAAGUUCUUAGAAUCGUAUGGUGGGACAGAGGUGGACUUCAUGAGAAUAGACGGUGGGUCACAGCAGUCUCGGGGGCUCAAGAGCCGUGAGCGAAAGAGAAAAGUCUAAAACCUCUGCUCCCCAUAGUGGGAGCCAGCCGCAUGUGUCCAAAGCCUCGACUGGCUGAGUCUUGUUUUAGACAAACUCAGUUGGUUUGAACUGAUUUCAGAUGUGUGCAUUUUUCGUUUAGUACUUCUGUGAGCCUGCUACUAACCACGAGGCAGCUCUCUCUGGAGAGGGACAGGAAGAGCUCAGGUGGGACGCGUGACAGGCCUGGGGGAAAGGAUCAUCCUGUCUCAGGAGCAGACUUCCGGCCUGUGGGCAUAGGGUCGGAAAUGGUGGGGCUUGCUUGUUGGUGCCUAAGCCUGAGCCGUGCUGCCAGGAGUGGUGGUGAGGUUGGGAAUCCAGCUCACAUCAAACAGCAUGUAAUGGGAGCUCGCUUUCCAGUGGCCAGUUGUCCUGCUGAGAGACCUACCAGCCAGCUCCCACAGUGGACAGCUGUGGAAUGAAGAGGGUGGGGGUGAGGAAGCGGGCACAGCGUGAGCGUCACAAACCGGGCCCACUGAGUUCUCGCUGUCCACACCGCUGACGGGGGCCUGCACGCCCCCUUGGCUCUGUCACCAGCUCACCGUGCUGCUCUCUGCUUCCUUCACUCUAAGUUGGGCCAGAAGAUCUCAAAUGCCCUUUCAGCACUGAGAAGCCACAGAUUUGGACAAGCUAGGAAGAGGGUGUCCUUCCAAGACUCUUCCCCUGUCCUCCCGCUCUGGGAACAGAUCUGGGGGUUUGACAACUGUUUGGAUUUUUUUUUCUUCCUGCAGUUGUGUGUGCAUUUGUGUGUGUGUGUGUGUGUGUGAAGAAAAACAGAUUCUGUGCAGGUGGAAAUGGUGAAGAGGGGAGGAGAGAGCUUCAUUUCCAGGGUCAGAGACUUGGCAGCCGUUUUCCUGAAGUGACUCAGACACACCACAGUGACAACUCUCACUGCAAUUUUAUUUUUAUUUCACUUGAGAAGUAAAGACUUCCUCCAAGCUACACGAGGUCUCUGCCACCCACCCACCCACCCGCCCGCCCACCAAGCAGGACCUGAAAAGCUAAGGGCCCACAGAACCUGGGUGCAGGGACCUCUUGGGGCCUCCUCACCCGCCUGCCCAGGCCCCCCCAUCGCAUAUUCUGCAAGGCAGCUGAGCGGGAGGGGCCCCGACCGCCCUAGGGAGUAGAACCAGAGCUAUGGCCUGACUGACACCAAGGAAUGCUCGUGGGAAAGAUCUGCCCAGGAUCUCAGCCCCAGGCUGGUGGUUUUUGCAAAUCUCUCUGAAAUGUAUUAUUUUGGUGACAAAAAUGAAGGAGCUUUGUAAAUUUUUUUAAAAUUAUGAAUCAUGUCAAGUAGUUGUUUACAUUUCUUGACAAAAUAGGAACUAUGGCAGCAGAAUCAAAUUGGCAAGAUCCUUAGAUUAAAAAGGCAAUAAUUAGGUCUGCUGUUUUGGCCUUUUGUAGUAAGAGAAAUGGUGUAGUGUUUAGAUAAUGUGUUUGGUCUUGCUUCUUGUAUUGCAUUUUUCAAUAAACUAAACAAACAAAAAAACCCCAAAAAACCAGGACUGAA